Molecule: messenger RNA, 528 nt
Organism: Rana temporaria (common frog)
Lineage: Eukaryota; Metazoa; Chordata; Amphibia; Anura; Ranidae
Product: fucolectin-like
Exons: 3
Coding region: 1-528 (175 amino acids)
Source: RefSeq, a predicted model, not a curated record
AUGAAGACCCUGGUGGCUUUGCUUUUCCUGGGGUCGUUGGGUCUGGCUUGGUGCUGCAGCCCAAAACCUGGAGCCACAAAUAUUGCCCUAAGCGGGGAAGCCUCACAGUGUUCAGAUUAUCAGGACCACAAGCCUAUACCGUACGCUAACAAGGCCAUUGAUGACGUGAAAGAUACGAACAUGCUUCACGGCUUCUGUACCCACACACAUUGGGACCCGUCACCCUGGUGGAAGGUGGACCUGAAAAAGAAAUACAAAGUAAAUGUCGUUGUAGUCACCGGCCGGACGGACUGCUGUAUGGAAAGGAUGAAGGGUUUUGAGGUUCGAAUUGGAAAUUCUCCAGACAAUAACAACCCCGUGUGCGGUAAGAUCACCACCAUUCCUGAUCCUGUGACAACGUUCUGCUGUAAUGGGAUGGAGGGUCAGUACGUCAGCGUGGUGAUCCCGGGGCGCAAUGAAUUCCUGCACUUAUGCGAGGUGGAAAUCUAUGGUGACCCCGUGACUCAGGAGAAUCCUGUCUGCUGGUAG